AUGUACUGUGGGUUUAUGAAUCUAUCAGAAACACAAAUUGAAUUGUUGUUGGAAUUUGUACAAAUUGUCAUGAAUAUUCGCGAUGUCGGUAUGAUGAAAUUUGAUGUGAAUUGUUGUGCAAGAACGGUUGAAAACCACAUGAAAACAUUUCGAGAAGUUUCCAUUAAAGAAAUAGAACCGCUAAUUAACACACAAAGCGAAUAUCAUUUGAUAGCCGAUUCUUCAAAGACUGGGACAGACGAACACUAUUCAUUAAAAAAAGAUUUCAAUCCGUUCUUUUUAUGGAAAACACGAUGCAGCUGGUUAGGAUGA
This is a messenger RNA of Entamoeba invadens IP1, 312 nucleotides long. RefSeq lists its product as hypothetical. The transcript is spliced from 2 exons. The record is from RefSeq and is a predicted model, not a curated record. The coding region runs from base 1 to 312 and encodes 103 amino acids. NCBI's taxonomy places the organism in Eukaryota, Evosea, Mastigamoebida, Endamoebidae.